CCCGAUUGGGUUAUUGACCAGAAGGAAGGAAGAAUUGGGGAGAGCCGGUUCCCGCAGCGAACCCUGCCAAAGCGAAUUGAAUGUUGAUGCUGUUGCUGUUCUAUUUCCUCUCAGUUCAUCGUUCUAUUCGCCUUCGGCUCUGCAAAUUCUUCCGUUCAACCAUUUCUUGAGCUAUAGGGAGAGAAAAACUGCGUAUUUACUUUGAGAAAGAGGAAGCGCGGGCAGCGAUGAUAACGAGAUCGAAUCUGGCAGAGCAGUUGAGAGAGUAUCAGAUUCGAUCCAAACAUGAUUGGGCGUCUGUCUCCUUCUUCUCCUCCACUUCUAAUUUCACGUCUUCAAGGGUGGAUGUUGUGGUCUUCGUUAUAUGGGAGCUUCUUAUACUAGCAUUCCUUGUUUUUUCGGCAGUCUCUUUAUAUUUCAGGCAUUUGCAACUUGCUUUUAUCUUAGUCUGCGUCACAAUGCUAUUACUUCUAUGCAUGAAAAUAACAAAGCAGGUGAGAUUGGCUAGGAAAAAGAAGCGACGGAUGCUUCUUCCUCUAUCCAUGUGACAACGUGUGAACCUGCAAUUCUGAAGUGAACCCUCUUUGUCUUGGCGACUGUGAGAACUAUUGGCGAUUGCAUUUGGCUCUUCCUCAGUUUGGUUAAUUGGAAUAUGUAAUUGCACAUCAAGAAAGUUGAUUAAAGAAUAUGGUUGAUGUGAUCACGAUACUUAAUUGAUUGCUGAUCGUAGGUAGUGGCAUGUAAAUGUUGUCGCUUGUCAUCGAAGAUGGGAGAUGGGAUGUUUGACUGAGCAAGGUGCAGUUAGUUUAAGGCAUGGUUUCUUUUUGGUAUCUGCUUAGUUCCGCGUUACUCAAAGAAUUGCAAAUGUAGAGGCAAACAUUUGUUUUAUAAUGUAAUAUGACUGAGACACGACUGUAGUUUAUAGAAAUGAAAGGAAAGUAAAGGUGGCCGCCAAUGAUUAGAGCUUC
Molecule: messenger RNA, 968 nt
Organism: Carica papaya (papaya)
Lineage: Eukaryota; Viridiplantae; Streptophyta; Magnoliopsida; Brassicales; Caricaceae
Product: NADH-ubiquinone oxidoreductase chain
Source: RefSeq, a predicted model, not a curated record